Nycticebus coucang (slow loris) is the source of this 1672-nucleotide messenger RNA. RefSeq names its product carbonic anhydrase 2 (gene CA2). Gene Ontology annotation, cellular component: cytoplasm. The record is from RefSeq and is a predicted model, not a curated record. Bases 205 to 987 code for a protein of 260 amino acids. NCBI's taxonomy places the organism in Eukaryota, Metazoa, Chordata, Mammalia, Primates, Lorisidae. The transcript is spliced from 7 exons. Gene Ontology annotation, molecular function: carbonate dehydratase activity; zinc ion binding.
CUAGAUCACCUCCGCCCGUCACCUCCGCCCCUGGCCGCCCAGGUCCACCCAGGGGCCCCUCCCCCAGCCGCCCCCGAGCACCAAGUUGGCGGGAGUCUAUAAAAGCCGGUGACCGCGCGACCCGUGGACACUUAGUGUAGGCGCCCAAGCAGCCACCGCUAGACCAGCGUCCUUUCCUGCACUGCCCCGACCGCCAGCGCGACCAUGUCCCAUCACUGGGGAUACGGCAAGCACAACGGACCUGAACACUGGCACAAGGACUUUCCCAUCGCCAAGGGACAGCGUCAGUCGCCUGUUGACAUUGAUACCAGUGCAGCCAAGUAUGACCCUUCGCUGAAGCCUCUGCAAGUUUGUUAUGAAAAAGUGACUUCUAGAAGGAUUAUCAACAAUGGUCACUCUUUCAACGUGGAGUUUGAUGAUUCCCAGGACAAAGCAACGCUCAAAGGAGGACCCCUUGAUGGCACUUACAGAUUGAUUCAGUUUCACUUUCACUGGGGUUCAGUUGAUCAGCAAGGCUCUGAGCAUACUGUGGACAAAACAAAAUAUGCUGCAGAGCUCCACUUGGUUCACUGGAACACAAAAUAUGGGGAUUUUGGAAAAGCUGUGCAACAACCCGAUGGACUGGCUGUUUUGGGUGUUUUCAUGAAGGUUGGCAGUGCUAAACCAGGCCUUCAGAAAGUCAUUGAUGCUCUGGAUUCUAUUAAAACAAAAGGGAAGAGUGCUGACUUCACUGACUUUGAUCCUUGUGGACUCCUUCCUGGAAGCUUGGACUUCUGGACUUACCCAGGCUCACUGACCACCCCUCCUCUUCUGGAAUGUGUCACCUGGAUUGUGCUCAAGGAACCCAUCAGUGUCAGCAUAGAACAGAUGAUGAAAUUCCGUAAACUUAACUUCAAUAAGGAGGGUGAACCUGAGGAACUGAUGGUGGACAAUUGGCGUCCAGUUCAGCCACUGAAUAACAGACAAAUUAAAGCUUCCUUCCAAUAAGUUGGUUCCAUGACCGGUGUCCAGAUAAUGAAGCACAAGUUUUAUCUUAGUGAUUUUGACCCUGGCUGGUUUGUGUCUGGUUGUCUAGACUGGUCAUCUCUGACCUGACAUCUUUUCUAAUAAAAUGUGAGCAGCAAGACCAAUUGCCAUGUUUGGCAGAAUUGCUGUGAUGGGCUGGUGCUUCAUUUAUGGUGGUGGGUUACUGUAGUCUUUCUGUAAUAGAGCAUAUAUAAGGAAUAGGACUAAAGUACCUUGACUUUUUAUGCAGCAUGUAGGGGGAAAUUCACUCACAAUUUUUCACUAAAAUGCUAUUUUUAAAACAUAGGACAAUAGAGUGACUGAGUGCAAAUUCAUAUCAUGAGCUAGAUUGAGCCAGUCAAGGAAAAUCAGAUGAAAUAGUCAUGAUUCUAUGUAAUGCGAAUCAGACCAAAUCAAUGUUCAUGACUCCAACAUGUUAUAAUAAAGAAACACUUUAAGACUUCUUAAUAUAUUUAUAGCAAAAUUGUCUUCAAAAUGAACUAUGUUGUAAUUUAGUGACUUUUGAAUUAUAGAGAUAUAAUUGAAGUAUCAUCUGUAAAAUUGUUAUAAUUAUAGUUGUGAUACAGAGUAUAUUUCCAUUCAAAUAAUAUAUCAUAACUUAAUAAAUGUUGUAUUUUAGAUAUAUUCUCUAAUAAAAUUCAUAAUU